GGCUUCACGCCCCCCCAUCACUCUUCCCUCCGACCUAUAAAGCCUACGUGUCUAUGCCCACGACCCCAUCAUACCAACCCAUCCGCGACUCCUCCCCAGAACCCUCACUCCCCCGCCCCUCGCACCAUCCUCGGCGUCUCAUCCGCCGCCCGGCCCGCUAUCUCUUCAUCCUCGCCCUCCUCGCCCUCCCAUUACUCGUCCUCGCCAUCCUCGCGUCGGCCCUCAUCCCGGGCCAGUCUAUGCGCAUCUGCCUUCCCUUCCACCUGAACCGCAUCUCGCCUUCCCUCCACCGCGCGCUCGCGUGCUCGUCUCUCAACGCAACGAUUGCGCGGCCAAACGCAAACUUUGCAACGACCGCAUCGACAACAACAGUCAACUCUCCAUCCACCACCUCUACACCACCACCGCCCGCAAUGGCAUCCACUACCACCACCCAGGACGGCCGCCUCGCCGACUUCCUCAAGAGCCAGAACGCGGCCUUUGUCGACGACCUCAAGGCCGGCAAGGGCAAGGGCUGGCUCCUCGUCAACGGCAACGAGGCCGGUGAUCUCGACACCAUUGCCUCGUCGGUCGCGUACGCGUUCCUCGCCUCGGCGCUGCGCGCCGAGCGCGCCGUGCCCCUCGUCCUCACGCCCGAGAACCUCAUGUCGCUGCGCCCCGAGAACCUGUAUGCGCUGCAGCAGGCCAACCUCCCCGCCGAGGACCUGCUGCACGUCGCCGCCCUCCCCAUCAAGACGGAGGAGCUCGCGACCGCCGGCGUGCGCUUCGUGCUCGUCGACCACAACCGCCUCCUCCCGCGCUUUGUCUCGGACGAGUCGACCGUGUCGGCCAUCAUCGACCACCACGAGGACGAGCACGCCAGCCCCAACGCGCCGUUCCGCGAUAUCCAGUUUGGCGCCGGCUCGUGCUCGUCGCUCGUGACGCAGCACUUCAUUCCCCAGUGGCAGGCUAGCCUUGCUGGUCCUGCCGGCGCUGCCGGCUCGCCCGUCCCUCCCGAGCUCGCCACUCUGCUGCUUUCGGCGAUCCUGAUCGACACGCACGGCCUCAAGCACGGCGGCAAGGCCCAGGAUGUCGACUAUGCCGCCGCGGCGUUCCUGUACCCCAUCUCGACGCUCGCCGCUGGCGCGUCCAACAUCUCGACGGCCGCGCUCACGUCAAGCUCGACGGCGCCCAUCCCUGAUGGUCUCUCCGCCUACGCGAACAAGAUCACCGAGAUCAAGUACGACGUGUCCAAGAUGAACACGUACGAUCUCCUGCAGCGCGACUACAAGCAGUAUGCGUGGGCGACCGGCUCUGGCAAGACGCUCAACGUUGGUCUGUCGACCGUGCCGCUCGGCCUCAAGGACCAGGUUAAGGCCGAGAAGGACGGCUGGGCGUCGUGGCUUGCGACCUCGGACAAGUUUAUGAACGAGCGCGGCAUCGACGUCGAGGGCGUGCUCACGACGUUCAAGAACGAGAAGGGCAAGUCGAAGCGCGAGAUCCUCCUUCUCGUCCGCACGGGCGGCUCGCUCGCUACCAUUGAGGAGGCGAGCAACGUCAUCGGCGUGCUCGAGGGCGGGCUCCGCGCCGACGCGGACGACUUUGCACUCGAGGACUGGGGCGCCGGCAAGAAGGGCGAGAAGGGCACGCUUGCUGAGGAGGUCAAGCCGCUCAUCAACUCGACGACGCGCGUCGCCAAGGUCUGGGACCAGACCAACCACCACUCGACGAGGAAGCAGGUCGCGCCGGCGCUGCAGCACGUCGUGUCCAAGCUGUAAGAGAAGGAACAACAAAACGGUGUGCAAACUAGACGCCAAGACGUGAUAGGAUGUAUUAUGCAACAGACAUGACAAGCAAGCA
Molecule: messenger RNA, 1839 nt
Organism: Vanrija pseudolonga
Lineage: Eukaryota; Fungi; Basidiomycota; Tremellomycetes; Trichosporonales; Trichosporonaceae
Product: Exopolyphosphatase
Exons: 2
Coding region: 54-1757 (567 amino acids)
Cellular component (GO): cytoplasm
Molecular function (GO): exopolyphosphatase activity
Source: RefSeq, a predicted model, not a curated record